This is a messenger RNA of Echinops telfairi (small Madagascar hedgehog), 1633 nucleotides long. Its product is annotated as histone-lysine N-methyltransferase PRDM9-like. The record is from RefSeq and is a predicted model, not a curated record. Lineage: Eukaryota; Metazoa; Chordata; Mammalia; Afrosoricida; Tenrecidae. Gene Ontology annotation, biological process: regulation of transcription by RNA polymerase II. The transcript is spliced from 2 exons. Gene Ontology annotation, molecular function: RNA polymerase II cis-regulatory region sequence-specific DNA binding; DNA-binding transcription activator activity, RNA polymerase II-specific. Gene Ontology annotation, cellular component: nucleus.
AUGCUGGAGAUCUACAGGAAUCUGCUCUCCUUGGGGAAGAAACCUUACAUAUGUAAGAAGUGUGGCCGAGGCUUUACCCAAAAGGCAUAUCUCAUCACACACCUGCAGACACACUCAGGGAAGAACCCUUACAUGUGUAAGGAGUGUAGGCGAGGCUUUACCCGAAAGGCACAUCUCAUCAGACACCAGAGGACACACUCGGGGGAGAAACCACAUGUGUGUGAGGAGUGUGGGCGAGCCUUUAGCUGCAAAGGAGAUCUCAUCAAACACCAGAGGACACACUCAGGGGAGAAGCCACAUGUGUGUAAGGAGUGUGGGCGAGGCUUUAGCCAGAAGACAAAUCUCAUCACACACCAGAGGACACAUUCAGGGGAGAAACCACAUGUGUGUAAGGAAUGUGGGCGAGGAUUUAGUCGAAAAUCCACUCUCAUCACACACCAGAGGACACACUCAGGGGAGAAACCUUACACGUGUAAGGAGUGUGGGAGACCCUUUGGCCGAAAGUCAAGUCUGAUCAGACACUUGAGGGGACACACAGGUGACACCCCUUAUGUAUGUAAGGAAUGUGGGAAAGGCUUUAGCCGAAAGUCAACACUGCUUGAACAUCAGAGGAGACACUCAGGGGAGAAACCUUACACCUGCAAGGAGUGUGGGCGAGGCUUCUUCUGGAAAGCAACUCUCCUCAUUCACCAGAGGACACACUCGGGGGAGAAACUACAUGUGUGUAAGGAGUGUGGGCGAGCCUUUGGCUUGAAGUCAGAUCUCAUCAAACACCAAAGUGUACACACAGGGGAGAAGCCUUAUGUGUGUCAGGCAUGUGGGCGAGGCUUUAGCCAAAAGUCAACUCUCCUCACACACCAGAGACUACAUUCAGGGGAAAAACCACCUGUCUGACAUGAAUGUAGGCGAGGCUUUACCUGUAAGUCAGGACUCACCAAACACCAGGGGUUACGCUCAGGGGAGAAGGCACAUGUGUGCAAGGAGUCGGUGCGACCCUUUAUCCUGUAGUCAACUAUCAUUAGAUACCAGAAGACACAGGUGCGAAACCAGGACUGUGGGUGAGACUUUACCUGGAAGUCGGAUCUCAGUGAACACCAGAGGAGACACUCGAGAGAAUCCUUACAUGUGUAAAGAAUGUGGGUGAAUUUAGCCAAUAAUCAACUCCUCACACACUGGAGCAUACAUUUCAGGGGACAAAUCACAUGUAUGUACGGAGUGUGGGUGAGCCUUGAGGUGUAAUUCAGGUCUCACCAAACACCAGAGGAUCACAUGGGAGAAGCCAUGUGCGCCAGGAGUAUGGGUGAGGCUUUAACCUGAAGUCAACUCUUCACAGACACCAAGGACACAUUCAGGUGAGAAACCGUAUAAAUACAGAGGGUGUGGGCAAGGCUCCUUGCACAGCAAUCGGCACACAUGAAGUCACAUGUGUCACACACCAGAGGACACACUCAGGAGACUAGCAGCAUGUGAGUAAUUGUGGGUAAUGCUGUGGCCAAACGUGACGUCAAACAUCCAAGGAUACACUCAGGUGAGAAACCACAUGGGUCAGGACUGUGGGCGAGGCUUUAGCUCCAAUCCAGCUGUCAUCACACAUCACGGUAUACUCAGGAGACUGGGAAGCCCCAGAUGUACA